AUGGUGCGUGCCGGAAGGAAAGCGAACCCAAAACUGCAGAGACUGUUGCAUUUGAAAUCCUUCACACUCACCUAUCUGUGCCUGGCCUCAAUGCUAACGCUUUUGAAAUUAGACUCGGGCUUUCAUUAUGCUCUCUUGAUUAACAUAGCCUACAGCAUCUUGAAUGCCACCACAUACUUUUACUUUACAUCCUUCUGGCAAAUCGCCAGGGGCUAUGAUUUCGUUAACCACGAAAUGGAGGAGCUCCUCAAAGCCCUGAGAUCUGGAAGAAAUACUACAAAAUACUCGGCUCUGAGGGAUCUGUGGUCUCUGCACGCGAAUCUCAGUGUCAUGGCCAGGAGAAUAAAUAGAGUAUACGGUAUCCAGAUGAUGGUCUCCCGCACGGAUUAUGUUGUAUUCACUAUCAUAUAUGAUUUCUUCCUCAACGAUCUCGUAUGUGACCUCAUCUCACGGUAUCAGUGCUUGCCGAAGCACGACAUUACGGAGGGAAAAGUUACCCAACAGCUAAGUGCCUAUCUGAUCUAUGAGGGCAGCAUGAGACUUGACUUGAAGGUGUCCGGACUCUUUUCGGCUAACAAAAGCCAGUGGCUUAGAAUGAUGGGCUGCAUCGUUUGCCACUGCACAUUGCUUCUUCAGUUCUAUGUGAUGCUGAGGAACUAG
Drosophila biarmipes is the source of this 660-nucleotide messenger RNA. Its product is annotated as putative gustatory receptor 59b. Gene Ontology annotation, cellular component: membrane. Gene Ontology annotation, biological process: sensory perception of taste. NCBI's taxonomy places the organism in Eukaryota, Metazoa, Arthropoda, Insecta, Diptera, Drosophilidae. The transcript has 3 exons. Bases 1 to 660 code for a protein of 219 amino acids. The record is from RefSeq and is a predicted model, not a curated record.